AUGACGAAGUGUCCCGAACUCCUGCAGCCGCUAAAAGUUGGGCGCUACACGCUUCGCAAUCGGAUGGUUAUGGCUCCCUUAACGCGUUGCCGAGCAGAAGAAGACACCCAUGUGCCACGGACAGAUUUGAUGCUCAAAUACUACGAGGACCGGGCGUCUGCAGGCCUGAUCGUCGCCGAAGCCACGAUGGUUCAGCCAAACUACACUGCUUUCGUCUCGGAACCCGGCAUCUACUCCGAUGCUCAGGUGAAGGAGUGGAAAAAAAUUGUGGACGCGGUGCACGGAAAGGGCGGCCUUAUUUUCCUACAACUCCAUCACGGCGGCCGAGCCGGGCUUCCGUACAAGAUACUUCGACAGAAGAAAAGCGACAAGGACCCCCUUGCCGGACGCUUGCUCGGCGCGAGUACACUCCCCAUCGUCGGACAUAAGAUUCCUCCUUUUUUCAGCGAAAGCGGCGAGAAGGAGCCCUACGGCGUCCCGGAGGAGCUCACGGACGACGAAAUUCGGAACGGCAUCAUCCCACUUUUUGUGGAAGGGGCCAAAAAUGCCGUUUUCAAGGCCGGAUUCGAUGGCGUUGAAAUUCAUGGUGCCAACGGCUACUUGUUGGACGGCUUUCUUCGCGACUCCGCCAACAACCGCCAGGCCUCUCGGUACGCCGGAAACACCAUCGACACCCGAUGCCAACUCAUCUACGACGUCACCAAGGGAGUGUGCGACGCCGUGGGAAAUGACCGUGUGGGCCUCCGUAUCUCCCCAUUAAACUCCGCUGGGGGAACGAAGGACUCCGACCCAGAAGCUCUAACCAAGCACCUCUGCAAGAAAAUUGAGCCGCUAUCUCUCGCCUAUCUGCAUUUCCUGCGUGGAGACAUCUUUGAAGAGGAACAAGGGGACGUCGUCCCGUGGGUUCAUGACAGCUACAAGGGCGUGAAGAUAUCCAACCUGCGCUACAGCAUCGAAGAGGCAAACCAACAAAUAAAGGAAGGCAAAGUUGACGCAGUGGCUUUUGGAGCCAAAUUCAUCGCCAAUCCCGACCUUGUUGAAAGGGUCACUCAUAACUGGCCCCUCGCCGAACCGCGAAAGGAGUACUACUACACACGGGAUGCGGUCGGAUACAACGACUAUCCGAAAUACAACAAACAAUAA
Molecule: messenger RNA, 1143 nt
Organism: Trypanosoma conorhini
Lineage: Eukaryota; Euglenozoa; Kinetoplastea; Trypanosomatida; Trypanosomatidae
Product: prostaglandin F2alpha synthase
Exons: 1
Coding region: 1-1143 (380 amino acids)
Molecular function (GO): FMN binding; oxidoreductase activity
Source: RefSeq, a predicted model, not a curated record